CAGCCAACGUCAGAGUUACAUUUGCACGAGUGAUACGUUCAUCAGGGAUCUGGAUUAUCCCUAAAUAUAAAGAUGUCGGCUGAAGAAUUUGACAGUGAUAUGGAGUAUUCGGACUCUGAUUGCGGCGAUAAUGGUUACGAAGACUAUUACAAUUGUCAACAAUGGGGCAGUGAAACAGACAAUGACGUAGACAGUGAUCACAACAAAAAAGAUCCAGAGUAUGCCAUACACGAUUGCCUGAGAGUUGAAGAAGUUGAACGAUUGCUCAACGAAAAUGUCGAAGUACUCAGCACGAAUUUACACAUAACACCAUCACUGGCUAAAGUUUUACUGCAUACGCACAAUUGGGCCCUACAGGACGUGCUUGCCAAGUAUCGUACAAAUGCUUCCAGUUUGCUAGUUAAUUCUAAAAUAAAACCUCCACAUCCGCCUGAUCCAGCAUCAGCCAUGAAAGCACAGAAAGGUGGACAAUGCUCUGUUUGUAUAACUUAUUAUCCUCCAGAUAAAUUUUCAACUUUAACGUGUGGUCAUGCAUUUUGCAAAGACUGCUGGUGCAUGCAUUUUGAAGUACAGAUAUUGCAAGGAAUUUCCACUGGUAUUGAGUGUAUGGCACAAGGAUGUGGUGUCUUAGUACCAGAAGAUUUCGUUCUUUCAUUAUUAACGAAACCUAACAUGAGAGAUAGAUAUCAAAGCUUUGCAUUUCGUGAUUAUGUUAAGACACAUCCGCAAUUACGUUUCUGUCCAGGGCCUAAUUGUCAAAUAGUCAUGAAGUCUAAAGAACGUCGAGCUAAACGAGUUAUAUGUUUAUCUUGCAAAACUAUUUUCUGUUUCUGCUGCGGAAUGGACUAUCAUGCCCCAACGGAUUGUAAAACAAUAAAAAUGUGGCUGACAAAGUGUGCUGAUGAUUCUGAGACAGCUAAUUAUAUUAGCGCGCAUACCAAAGACUGUCCAAAAUGUCACAUCUGUAUAGAAAAAAAUGGUGGGUGUAAUCACAUGCAGUGUUACAAUUGUAAGCAUGAAUUUUGCUGGAUGUGCCUUGGAGACUGGAAAACUCACGGAAGUGAAUAUUAUGAGUGCUCACGAUACAAAGACAAUCCAAAUAUUGCGCAUGAGAGCUCUCAUGUACAAGCAAGAGAAGCACUGAAAAAAUAUUUGCAUUAUUACGAACGGUGGGAAAAUCACAGCAAAUCUUUAAAACUCGAGGAACAAACUCUAGAAAAUAUUAAAUCACGAAUUAAUAAAAAAGUUAUGAAUGCCAGCGGUACUUGGAUUGAUUGGCAGCAUUUGUAUGGCGCCGCAUCUUUAUUGGCGCGUUGUCGUUAUACUUUACAGUACACAUAUCCAUAUGCGUAUUAUAUGGAACCUGGUCCCCGUAAACAAUUGUUUGAGUAUCAACAAGCCCAAUUGGAAGCUGAAAUUGAAAAUUUAUCAUGGAAAAUAGAACGAGCUGAGACAACAGAUCGUGGUGAUUUAGAAAAUCAAAUGGACAUUGCUGAAAAACGUCGAGUUACACUUCUGAAAGAUUUUCUAGAUGAUGCAGUUGACUUUAAUAACAAGUAUUAUCAAGAAGAUCAAAGAGUUUGAUGACCACAUAGUUUUAAUACUACUGAAAAGAGAAAAGUCAGCUUUUUUUUAAAUGACUUCUGUGUAUUACCCAGUGAGAUUAUUUGUGAAUUAUUUAUAAUGAUGAUAAUUAAUUAACAAUAUAAACUCAUAGGGCGUGUAUCGUUUAAAUAACAAAUUUCAUUUUGUGUAAUGAAAAGUAAACUGAUAAUUAUUGUCGCAAUAAUUUAAGCUUUUCAAUAUGUUCGCAGUAGAAAAAAAAGUUCGUGUUUGUUGAGUGCCAAUAUAAACUGAAUGUCGUUUGUUGAUUUAGAUAGAUUUUUAAAAUUUCACUCUUAAUUAUCUGAUUAUUUUUAUAAUCUUACGUACACGAUGACUUUUUUUUGUUUUUAAACUUAUUAAUUUUACGUUCGAGUUUGGUACUACAAUAAUUACCAAUACAAUACUUAAAAACCGAAAUAGUUAUCGUAAAAAAAAAUAAAUAAUAAUGAUAAUAAUAAUAAUAAUAAUUAUUAUUAUUAUUAUUAUUAUUAUUACAGCAGUUUAAUAUCUUUGUAAUCCCACAUUAUAAGUAUUUUUAAGAGUAAGAUAAAAAUAUAAAAAUAAUAAUAUUGCAUAGGAUUUCAUUAGAUAAAACUAUUAGAUUUGGUAAACAAUUGUUAUCUUAGCGAUAAUUAUGUAAAUACAAUUGUGAAACUACUCAUAAAAAAGAAACUAUCUCACUUUUUGUAAUAGCCAUUUUAAGGUUUUUCGAACGGAACAAUUACAAAAGUUAUUAGUUUUUUUCGUAAUUUAAUUAAACAAUUAUUAAUUAUCAAUUAUCAUGAAGCUAGUUAAGUAAAGUAAUGAUUUUAAAUUUUACUUUAGAUCUAUAGCUAUUAUUUAUACUUAUGUACAAGUA
Messenger RNA from Microplitis demolitor, 2464 nucleotides. RefSeq names its product potential E3 ubiquitin-protein ligase ariadne-2 (gene ari-2). The coding region runs from base 73 to 1584 and encodes 503 amino acids. Gene Ontology annotation, cellular component: cytoplasm; ubiquitin ligase complex. Gene Ontology annotation, biological process: ubiquitin-dependent protein catabolic process; positive regulation of proteasomal ubiquitin-dependent protein catabolic process; protein polyubiquitination. NCBI's taxonomy places the organism in Eukaryota, Metazoa, Arthropoda, Insecta, Hymenoptera, Braconidae. The record is from RefSeq and is a predicted model, not a curated record. The transcript is spliced from 9 exons. Gene Ontology annotation, molecular function: ubiquitin protein ligase activity; zinc ion binding; ubiquitin conjugating enzyme binding.